AUGGAGGUCGGGAACAAGAACAACGACGCGUCAUUCGACCUGAAAGAUGAUGAUUGCCUUGCCGAGUUUGUGAAAAUCGUCAAUGGCUGCCCGUACAAGUCUAAUGGGGCUGAUGGGAGUGACAAGCCCGACCACUCGAGAGGCGCCCGAACUGACGUUGCAGGGUGGCAUUUUCGAAUCGAUCCUAACAAUGGCCUCGGUUGCUAA
This is a messenger RNA of Fusarium sp. VM40, 207 nucleotides long. NCBI's taxonomy places the organism in Eukaryota, Fungi, Ascomycota, Sordariomycetes, Hypocreales, Nectriaceae. The record is from the annotation of a GenBank genome assembly.